Messenger RNA from Baudoinia panamericana UAMH 10762, 846 nucleotides. RefSeq lists its product as uncharacterized. The transcript has a single exon. The record is from RefSeq and is a predicted model, not a curated record. The coding region runs from base 1 to 846 and encodes 281 amino acids. Lineage: Eukaryota; Fungi; Ascomycota; Dothideomycetes; Mycosphaerellales; Teratosphaeriaceae.
AUGAGUGGUCCAAUGUCAUGGCGAACUCAGUCCAGACCUCUCCGCACCCCACGGCAGUCACCCCGCGACACACUAUCCCCCACACCGUACACGCAGUCGCGGACGUGGUUAUCUCCGAACUACAGAGGCUCAGCACGCCCCACAGGUCCCGCUCGUCGCAGCAACCUCCAGCUCAACGACGCUCGGCGAAAGCUCUGCCCCAACUCACCCUUCUGGCACCGCGACUUCGACUUAGACCUGCAUAAGUCCGACUGGAAAGCCGGCGAACUCCGCAGAAAGCAGGCUCUACUCACCCAGAAGGCGCACGAGCAAGAUCUACACGACCGCUUACACGACCCCAACACCCCUGACAGACCCAUCCGCCGACCACUAACCGGCAUCCUCUUCCCCACCCAACUAAGCGGCACCCUCCUCUGCAACCGCGGCAGCGUGCUCGGCGGUGAGGAAACAAUCUGGUGUCCGCAAUACCUCUCCUACAAAUCCGACGUCGCUCCCUGGCCCAGCAGACACGAGAUGGACUACGAAGGCGACGGUCGGCUGGCCACGGACCGCUUGCACCGUCGCUUCCUGCCCUUGCCGCGGGUCGAUGAAGAUGCUGCUUCACAGCAGAAGAACUGGCAGCACAGGGCUGUGGUGCCGCAGGCGUGGUUUGAUGAGGUUUAUGCCUGUGGGCCGGAGAGGUUGGACAAUCCGUUGAGGAUUUCGUGGGAGGAUGUUUGGUUCAGGUGUUUUUGGGUUGGGGAGAGGGAAUUUGAGGAUGAGAGUGGGGAGGUGGAUGGGGAGGGGAAGCAUGCGGUCGGCGAGGCGUUGUUGGCUGUGUUGGAUCCGUCGGAUCAGUGGGUCUGA